AUGCCUCCAGAGCGCCAGCCCGCCCAAAAACGCCGGCAUCUCCCAUUUAAGCCACCCAGCCGCGCAACAGUGUCCCCGGCUGCCUCCGCAUCAACAACAGCGGGCCCAUCCAAAAGCAAACCCUCAAAACCACCAACGAAGGCCCCGAAAGCAACGGCCUCAUCCUCGAAAUCAAGACCGAAACCCAAGCCCGCCAAGGCCUCCUCAUCCCGCCAGAGACCAUCUCCAUCCCCGCCGAACGAAAGUGCAACAAACUCCGAUCCCCCCUCAGACGAUCGCGCCUCCGCGGAGCCUUCAGGCUCGGGCUCGGGCUCAGACUCAGAUGAUGAAACCGAAGCAAACUACAUUCUUGCCGAAAUCAUGCACGGCGAGCCCGCGAAUGAAGACGUUCUUUCCUCAGAACCGCUUAUUCCUCCGAAACUGUUAACGAAGCUCGUCCACCACCACUUCCGGAAUGAGAAGACGAAGAUGGCGAAGGAUGCAAAUGGGGUCGUUGCGAAGUAUAUUGAUGUCUUUGUGAGAGAGGCUGUUGCUAGGGCCGCGUUUGAAAGGGCUGAGGGCGGCGGUGGAGGUGGCGUAGCGGAUGGGUUUUUGGAGGUCGAGGAUCUUGAGAAGAUGGGUCCGCAACUUGCUAUGGAUUUUUAG
Messenger RNA from Aspergillus puulaauensis, 645 nucleotides. Its product is annotated as CENP-X/MHF2 family protein. Gene Ontology annotation, cellular component: Fanconi anaemia nuclear complex; FANCM-MHF complex. Gene Ontology annotation, molecular function: protein heterodimerization activity. The record is from RefSeq and is a predicted model, not a curated record. The transcript has 2 exons. Gene Ontology annotation, biological process: replication fork processing; DNA repair; kinetochore assembly. Lineage: Eukaryota; Fungi; Ascomycota; Eurotiomycetes; Eurotiales; Aspergillaceae. The coding region runs from base 1 to 645 and encodes 214 amino acids.